Messenger RNA from Seriola aureovittata, 2669 nucleotides. RefSeq names its product cell death-inducing p53 target 1 (gene cdip1). Gene Ontology annotation, molecular function: zinc ion binding. The record is from RefSeq and is a predicted model, not a curated record. Gene Ontology annotation, biological process: intrinsic apoptotic signaling pathway in response to DNA damage by p53 class mediator; tumor necrosis factor-mediated signaling pathway. The transcript has 6 exons. Lineage: Eukaryota; Metazoa; Chordata; Actinopteri; Carangiformes; Carangidae. Bases 231 to 854 code for a protein of 207 amino acids.
UGAUGAUUACUGACGUGAGGAGUUAAUCCGUCUCAGCGGAUAUUGGAGCUGCUAACGUCAAACAAACUUCAGUUACACCGCGGGCAGGCUGCGUUUUUCCCAUUACCAGGUUGCCAGAUUCCUAUGGUGGAAUCUUUCUCUUCCGGGUAGUACCAGAGUGAAAGUCCACAGGAGAGUUGUGAGAGGAACUCCGUGUCCAUCCCCUCUCCCUGUCCAGACAUCCGGCCAGUAUGUCCAGUGAUCCUCCUCCUCCGUACCCCGGAGGUCCCAGUGCCCCACUCAUUGAGGAGAAGAAUGGACAACCAGAAACAGUUCCUAUAAGAACUGGUCCUCCACAGGGACUGCCCUUGCCUCCAGACUACGGUCCUCCACCUUACGAGGCCUCACAGCCAGGCUUCCUUCCCCCACAUGUCCCCGGAGAAGGGCCCAUGCCAAUGCCUAUGCCUAUGCCAAUGCCACCUCAAGGUGGCCCCUACCCACCGCCGCCAGGUCACUUUCCUCAUCCGAUGCCAGGACAGAUGGGCCCUGGUCCCAGUCACUUUGUCCACAUGGGAGGACACACAGCGACCGUCCUGGCUCCUCCAGGGGCAGCCACCACUGUGACUGUACUGCAGGGGGAAAUGUUCCAGACAUCACCAGUGCAGACUGUGUGUCCGCACUGUCAGCAGGCAAUCAUCACCCGCAUCUCCCACGAUGUCGGCCUCAUGAACACUCUCUUCUGCCUCUUCUGCUUCUUUGUAGGGUGUGAUCUAGGCUGCUGCUUGAUCCCCUGCCUGAUUGAUGACCUCAAGGAUGUGACACACACCUGCCCUUACUGUAAGGGAUACAUUUACACAUACAAGCGUAUAUGCUAACCACCGACAGCUGUAUGCUACAGAGACAUGUACAUGCACACACAUAAACUCACAGCUCCUCCUGCUGGUAGUGAAAAGCUCUUUUUUCUCCCCCCAUUUUUGCAAAGUGUUGUGUAGCCCUCUUAAAUUGUAAGUGCAGUUUUCUCAUGAGUUCACCGAAUAUUUACUGUAUAUAUAUCUUUCGGCAUAGUUCUUUCAUGUAUAAACAUGCAUUUAAAAUUUACAAAUGUCUCACUGAACUACAGAGGAUGUAGGGCACAAAAACAUUCAGAGGUUGAUAGGCAGCAGACAUACAGGUGCAUCUGAUCCUAUAUGGAAACCAGGAAAAAAAGGCUUGUGAUGUUAUGCAUGUAAAUGGGGAAAAAAAAAAAAAAUGGAUAGACAGAUGGCCUCAGUUAGAUAAAACUGUGAAAAUGGUCACUUUAUUUAUUUGAAUUCAUCUGUGAAUCAUGCUCAGAAGCAAGCAUUUUGAAGUCAAACAUGCUGGGUUAGCAUUAUUUUUUUUUCUUAUUUAUUUCAAAUAUUUUAUCCACUAUUUUAACAAGUUAAUCUUGACAACUGUGAACAUUUUUGUCCAUGUCUGAUAAUUUUGUUCUAACAGGCUUAGUUUUUCCUUUUAUCAUGAUCCCUUUUUGAAUGUGAGCAAAAUUAACCAGCCAUUUUCAGCUUGAUAAGCGGAUGUAUUUGCUUGUUUGGAAAUGCCCAAGAUUGACGUUACUUGCUAUAUUUAUUAAUCUUCUGGGCUUCAGUGAGCAGUAACAAAAUAUUGAGUGGUUUACAGUUGAGCAACACCCUCUGUCCAUGCUGUACUUAAUUUUGAAAAUAAAGCUAACAUUUGCACUUUAAGUUGAAAUUCAUAUUUUGCACUCUUGACAGAUCCUUAGAAACUAUCAUCCUAGACGAAUCGUUUGUCUGAGGGAAAAAAUGUGAUUUACAGUUCAUCAGAUGAGUGAAAGCAGUGUAUAAGUUUGGCUUUCACUGGGUUAGUUGUUAGCUCAUUAUGGUGAACCCCACCAUACCGGCAUUUAUUCAGACCAUAGUAGAAUUGAAGUAGAGUUGGCAGACAGAGGGUUUUUACUGUUACUGAUGGAGAUGCAAUGCAUGGACAUCUCGGUAAUCUUGUGUCUGGCCAUAUAUUCUCAUCAAUGCUGUUGGCUGAUUUUUGCUGCCAAGGUAAACGGGUAGCUAGUUUAAAAUAGAAACACUGGUUGACAAAUAGAAGUGGUGGCACCAUUGUCACAUAACACUAUUUAGGCUGUUACCCUCUUAAUAUGGCACCAGCCCUUUAAGAUUACCUGCAUUGCUCAGAUGCAUGUUAGUUAACAAAUACAGAUGUCUUUUGGCUAAUAUUGUAAUUACAAAAAAGUAAUCUCUCUGCUAGAAUAAGCUUAAAAUAAAUGAUUGUAUCAGUCAUCUUGCAAAAUGACAUUGUGAUUCCAUUGAGAUUAAUACUAACAAUGAAAGGACCAUUGUAUCACCACAGCAUGCCCGAUCUACCGUUCACCUUUGCUCACCGAGUGCAGAGUUGCACUGCAUGAGCCACACAUCAAAAUUAAUAAUUCUAACUGGUUAGUUCCUUGACUCUGUGUGCAUUUGAUUUUUUUUCUCUUGAAGCUAGCUAAGCUGUGCAAGAGGGUCCAUUUUGAGUUAAAGGAUUGCAUUGAACUUUUAAUACAAAGUACAGUAUGCCAUUGUUGUGGAUAAUGCUGGUCUGCAUUGCUCUCUAAAUGUCUGUGAUAUGUAUAACUAUGUAAGUCAAAAUUUGUUUGACUGUUGUAUACAGGUACUAUUUUAUCAAUAAAAAUCAGAACAUGA